AUGGUGCAGAAGGCAAUCGCAGAGCUGAAGGACAGGUCCGGAUCGUCGAAGGCUGCCAUCCUCCGGUAUCUCGUGCAGAAUUACCAGCUUGGAGACAACGUCAGCAAGAUUAAUACUAAUAUUCGUAUGGCGCUCAAAAAGGGUGUCGAGAAGGGAGAGCUGAAACAAGUCACUGGUACUGGAGCUACAGGGAGCUUCAAACUUGGAGAGAAAAAGGCCGCAGCGCCGAAAUUAAGAAGACUGUUGCGAAGAGGGCGGAUAAGGAAGCGAACCUUGCACCGAUAA
Molecule: messenger RNA, 285 nt
Organism: Ostertagia ostertagi
Lineage: Eukaryota; Metazoa; Nematoda; Chromadorea; Rhabditida; Trichostrongylidae
Source: the annotation of a GenBank genome assembly